AAAAACCUAUACAUAUAGAGAGAGAGAAAACACAAAAUAUAGAGAGAGAAAGAGGGAGAGAGAGAGUGUGUGUAGCAUAAAUCGUGUGUUUAUAUGUGAAAGACUGUUGAGAUAAUGGGAAGUAACUUUCUCACUCCACCAGCAAAACGCCCGAACUCCACACUCUACGCCGCCUCCACCACCACCACCAUGCCCGACCCGAACCCGAAUUCGGCAAACGGAUCCUCGAAGCGGCACAAGCACCCGCCGCUGUCCGUUCCGCCUGGUCACGUGGCGUUCCGGCUGCUCUGCCACGCGUCGCGAAUCGGCGGGGUGAUUGGGAAGUCCGGCAACGUCAUCAAGACCCUGCAGCAGGGCACGGGCGCCAAGAUCCGAAUCGAGGAUGCUCCGAACGAGUCGCCGGAUCGGGUCAUACUGGUCGUGGCGAAUUCGAACCUGAGCAGCAAGUUGAGUUUGAAGAAGAGCGAGAGCGAAGUUGAGGAAGACGAGGAGGAGGAGGAGGAGGAGGAAGAAGCAUUUGGGAGGAGUGGCGAGGAGGUGGUGGAGGUGUCGAAGGCGCAAGAGGCGUUGGUGAAGGUGUUCGAGAGGAUUCUGGAGGUUGCGGCGGAGAGUGACGGCGUCGGGGCCGGGGUUGGGGUCGUGUCGUGCCGGCUUUUGGCGGAGGCGGCUCAGGUUGGGUCUGUGAUUGGGAAGGGAGGGAAGGUUGUGGAGAAGAUUAGGAAAGAGAGUGGCACUAAAAUUAGGGUUUUGUCCGACAAGUUGCCGGCUUGCGCCGCCCCUUCCGACGAGAUGAUUGAGAUAGAAGGGGAUAUUUUGGCUGUAAAGAAAGCACUUGUUGCCGUUUCCCGCCGUUUGCAAGACUGUCAUCCAGUUGACAAGACAAGGAUGGCUGGAAGCAAACCUCUGGAAGCAGUUGCCCGUGAGACUUUGCCUGAACUGCGUGUAGAUCAUAUUCUUCAAAGGAACUCAGGGCUACCCACUAUGCCAAGUAGCUCAAUCAGUUAUGCUUCAGGAAUUCAUCCAUUGUCAGUAGAAAUUGACAGGGUUCCUGCUCUGGAAACAAACAACUUAUUUCAGGAUGUUACUUUUAAGAUUCUUUGUUCCAAUGAUAGGGUUGGAGGUGUAAUUGGAAAAGGGGGUUCCAUUGUUAGGGCUCUUCAAAAUGAGACAGGUGCUAGUAUAAGUGUUGGAGCUUCUAUAGCUGAGUGUGAUGAACGACUGAUUACCGUUACUGCAUCCGAGAACCCUGAUUCACGAUAUUCACCAGCGCAGAAGGCAAUUGUUCUUGUUUUCUCUAGAUCUAUAGAGGCAGGCAUUGAGAAGGGGAUAGAUUCAGGCUCAAAUAAGGGGUCAGCUGUAAAUGCAAGGAUUGUAGUCCCACAUAACCAAGUUGGUUGUUUGUUGGGAAAAGGGGGUGCAAUAGUUUCAGAGAUGCGCAAGGUUACAGGUACUGGCAUACGAAUAAUUGGAGGUGAACAGGUCCCAAAGUGUGUGUCAGAGAAUGAUCAAGUGGUGCAGAUUUCAGGAGAGCUUUCAAAUGUGCAAGAUGCAUUGUAUAAUGUAACUGGUAGACUGCGAGAUAACCUUUUCUCAAGCACACAGAACAAUGUUGGAGCACGGGGCGGUUCCUCUAUAUUAACUGAUACCAGCCCCUAUGGAAGAAUAAGAGAUCCUGUCUCUCUUGGAAAUCAUCCAUCAGUUGGUGUCUCUCAUAGUCUCAGCCGACAUACUAUUACUCAAAGUACAGAUCCUUUAGUUGGUGUUUCACAUGGUCUCGGUCGACAUACUCCUUUAACUCAAAGUAUGGAUCAUCUUGGAAUUUCCCAUGGUUUAGAUCGUCCUCCUUCACCAAGGUUAUGGGCAUCACAAUCAGCAGGUGGAGUAAAUUUAAGAAGCAACCCUGAUGUUGGCAGAGGAUUGACUUCACUUAAAGGUGGCUUGGAGCUAGGCGGUGGAAGCAAAUCUGCUAUAGUGACAAAUACAACCGUGGAGAUCAUGGUUCCUGAGGAUGUAAUUGGUUCCAUAUAUGGCGAGAAUGGUAGUAAUCUGAAUCGUUUGAGACAGAUAUCGGGUGCCAAGGUCAUAGUGCAUGAAACUCUUUCUGGAACAAGUGACAGGAUUGUCGUCAUAUCUGGGACACCCGAUGAAACCCAGGCAGCUCAAAGUCUCCUCCAUGCAUUCAUUCUCACAGGAUCAUCAUAACAAAUAAUCCUCAGUUCAUAGUGUUUCUCGGAGUACACAACUCCAGUUUGUUGCUUGUAUUAGUUGUUUUUUUUUUCUUUCUUUUUUGUCAAAAUGUGUACAUUAAAUUAGGAAGAUUCAUCCCUUCUAUUUAUGCCAAUCAUGUCAUUUUGGCUCUAAUUGUUGGCUGGUGUAUUUUAUAGUGAGUAAUUAUUCCCCUUUGCUGAUCCAUAUUUUAAGAACAGAUAAAGACAAAAUGUUUGAGCCACAUUUCUAUUUUUCAAA
Quercus lobata is the source of this 2466-nucleotide messenger RNA. It is a transcript of the gene HEN4, whose product is annotated as RNA-binding KH domain-containing protein. The transcript is spliced from 7 exons. The coding region runs from base 115 to 2202 and encodes 695 amino acids. Gene Ontology annotation, molecular function: RNA binding. The record is from RefSeq and is a predicted model, not a curated record. Lineage: Eukaryota; Viridiplantae; Streptophyta; Magnoliopsida; Fagales; Fagaceae.